Molecule: messenger RNA, 1004 nt
Organism: Boeremia exigua
Lineage: Eukaryota; Fungi; Ascomycota; Dothideomycetes; Pleosporales; Didymellaceae
Exons: 1
Coding region: 54-641 (195 amino acids)
Source: RefSeq, a predicted model, not a curated record
GGGGAGCUGUGACGGGGCGGGUUGGGCGCGCUGUGGGGAGGGCUGGGGGCGUGAUGAGAUUGACGGAUGGCGCUGGGGUGCGGACUGGUUCUUUCACUGUCGCUGUCCGUGUCACGUGGUCCUCCACAGACGGACGGGGUGGUGUGCGCCCCCCGGCCGAUACACCGGCACUCAGCGGCGGUAGCGACAGGAGCGAGCGCAUCCGGGCGCGGGGCGGCGCUGGGGCGCGGCCGGUGUCGCUGUGGGCGGUGCUCUGGGGCGAGCGGGCGGGCGCCAUGCCGGUCCUGCGCGGUAUGACAUGGUGGGAGAGGCGGGGGAGGUUGUCUACGCCCCAGGUGCCGGGGGGUGUUGACAGGACGGAUAUCACGGUCUUUGCGCGGCGCAGUGUUGUGCUGCGGGUCUUUGGCGUUGCGGGCGGUGGGUCGGGGGUGGUGGACGUCGCUUUGGCUGUCAUGAUGACUGGUCGGAGAAGCUGUGGGUGGGUUGUGGGAAUAAGUCGGGUUGUUGGGUUGGGAGGAGUAGGACUAAGUGUAGGUGAGCUGGUGGAAAGUUGGACAAACGGGUGCCAAUUUCGCCUUUCACCUUCACUUCCACUCACAAUCUCACGGGCCGUACUAGCCGGGAUGAGGGAUCAGACCUGAACAGUGUCACAGCCUUGCCAGUAACUGAGCUGCAACAACGUUUUUUGAGACCCGUGGGCCGCUGGGAAAUACUAACGUCUCAUUGUCGCGAUCUAGUCCCUGAUGCAUGUCGCCCAACGCCGUGCUGAUGCAUACAAGAUAUAGCGUACACAUAUGCUUAUUUUGCGCCACUAUCAACCCAGUGGUCCCGAUAAGAGCGCCUUACAGCUCACUUACGAUGCAGCAGCAGCAUCUUCCUUGCUCUUAUCCUCGUUCUGCUCGGCCUUCUCUUCGUCCUUUUUCGGCGCAAGGUCCGUGGCGGGCUGCGCGACAGGCUUGCCCUCUGCGAGCUGCAUGAGGAACUUGCCCACGUUGCCGGCGCCA